Messenger RNA from Sitodiplosis mosellana (orange wheat blossom midge), 3764 nucleotides. RefSeq names its product TNF receptor-associated factor 6 (gene Traf6). The transcript is spliced from 4 exons. Gene Ontology annotation, molecular function: protein binding. Bases 1904 to 3046 code for a protein of 380 amino acids. The record is from RefSeq and is a predicted model, not a curated record. NCBI's taxonomy places the organism in Eukaryota, Metazoa, Arthropoda, Insecta, Diptera, Cecidomyiidae.
UUUUUUUGGCCAUAUCAUCUAUAAAUCGUAACUUUUUAUUUGUAUCUCAUUGCAGACGCUUCGAAAACCAGAUUUCCGUUCAGGCGUCGCAUGAACAACAUUAAGAACAACACGUAUACCCGUAUCUCAUUAGAGAAUACUGGUAAUAAUCAUUUCUAGUCGAUUGAAAUAAAUUACGCGCAAAAUAAUCGAAACAACGUUCUAACUGGAUAUUAAAGAACGAUACUACGCAGGGCAUAGACGAAGGAGAAAAAAAACGAUGAUGAAACAAGAUUUGAUGAAGUACAAAUUUCGCAACGGGUCCAAUGAGACGAAUAUUUGAAAUAAAUAUACAAAUCCCGUUCAGAAUGUAAAUGCAAUUUUGCUCACGAGCAAACGAUGUGUUUAUAUUGGAUAUUCUCAUCGCAUGGCAGCGAAGCACAACAACAAAAUUGUUGGCCGAAAAUUAAUUCAAAAGUCUCCAUUCGAAAAAUCCUAUUUACAAAACGGACAAUCAUUCCCGCUUACACUACCACAAGCAACUUGAACAUGUUCCGGUAUAACGUGCUCUCGUCUAAAUAUAUGGACUUCAUCUAAAGUUAAAGCAAAUGAAUAUGUGUAUGUAAUCGAAGUGGAAGUGGUGCAUUGGUUUCAUACAUUUUGUGUUCGGUCGUUGUUUGAGUACAUUCCAUAAUAUUGACACCAGGAUAUAAUGAGAAUUUCUCAUUGAGAUAUGGACAAAUCGGUCAAAAUAUGCCUGGCAGCAACUAAAAAGUCAUUAAGACUAUGCGCUAAAGUGCUGUCAAACGGCAAACAUCGAGCAAUGGACUUUCAUUAAAAAAAAAAAGAAAAAGAAAUCAAGCACUCAAAACACACAAUUCUGACAGAAUGAUGCGCUGUGAUAGCGUUUGCUGUGUAUGUAUGUGCUCCAUCCCAAAGUGGAUGCUGCUUAUGGUGUAGUUGUGUGCGUAUGACACUGUAAGGGAUGGAUAUCUCAAGUGAAUGGAAAACUUUACAUCUCACCGCACGCAAAAGCUCUACGACCCCUCAUUCAUUUUCUUUUUCUCAAUUUGUAUUUGCGUUAAGCGAUUGUGUACAUCCCGAGAAAAUUCAUUGUGAACUUGUGCUUUCCGCACAUACAACACAAAAAAAAACAACAACAAAAAAUCAAACUGAACUAAAAGUGGAAGUUUCAUUUCAGUUCAGUUCAAGAGAGGAUAGUAAAAAAAAGGUGAUUGGAGAGCGACAGCGGAAAUUUUCAAGUGUACUUUUUCGAUGCGUAUAUGUGUGUAUCUGUGUGUAUGUGCGCGCGUGAAAUUGUGAAUAGCAAAAACACUCGUGCUUGGUCAUCAUUAUCGUCAUAACGUAUCUAAUUCAGCAUCAUUUUCACUCGCCUGUCACACAAGCAUACCGAAAAUAUACAUUUUCUAUACUUUCCACUUUUCUCUUCAUUUGCACCAUUAAUUUUCUUUCGGCGACACUUUUUUGUUCUCCUUUUCUUCGAGUGUUUUUCUUUCCGAUUUUGGUUCUCAAUCUUCUUGCAAUUCAUCGUAUCUUCCUUCUGAAAAUCACGCUUUCUUCGCAAUUUUUCACGCGGUGGGCUUUUUUAUUCGGUUUAUUUUCGAACGGCAUUCUCUUGUGGAAAAACACGAGCGACUGUAUCGCAUUGCGCCCAAACAAUUAAAAAGAUAAUAAGGUACAAAAAAGAAGAGUAAGAAACAAUAACCCACGACACGAACAUGAAUCGAAACGUUUAAACCAAAACCGUUCAGUUCGUAUCGCAUCCGACAUUUUCUAAAUCACCCAAGACUGAUUUCGUAAGAAAAAAAACAGUUUUUCCCGCACCGCGAAUACAAAGCGGUGAUUCACUAGUCAUAAGCUAUACAAAACAAAAACAAACAAUUACUACUAAAAUCGAAUUUAAAUGGAGCGUAAUAUAUCAGCCGAAGAAGCAACCAUUCUAUCCUGUGAACGACCAAAGCAUGGGGCACAUCUGAUCGAUUCGUAUUAUGAUUGUCCAACGUGCGCUUAUUGGCUUGCCGAAGCAGUGUCCCAGUGUAAUGAGAAAACGUGCCGGAAAUGCAUCUCACCAUUUCGCAAUGAGCAAUCAAUUCCAUACUCGCCGGUGAACAGUGAGCAGAAAUCACUGAAUAACGGUGGCGGCAGCGAUAUACGAUCGGGACGCGAAAGCUAUGAUGUGUUGAAAUGUUGUGACAAUAUCAAAACAACAACCGAAUCAAAUUCACCACUGAAUCGAUGCAUGGUCCGGUAUCGAGACGAUGACUACAUCGAUUGUAAGUUUUCAUCAUGCGGUUGCAACUUUCGCACCACCGACUUGAAUCAGAUCAACAUUCACAAUGACGAAAAUGUUCACCGUCAUAUGAACAUGAUGUUGAUGCAAAUCACGACCAAUUCAAAUGAGUUGAAAACAUCGUUGCACUCAUUGAACAAGAAUGAGAUAGAAAACCAUCAAAAUGGUUCGGAAGCGUGUCCAUUGGAGAUGAAAAAGAUGCAUGACCGUGUGGCAUCGCUGGAGAAAGAGUUGCGCGAUUACAAGUUGGAUGUAAAGCGUUUAACUAUGGUCAUAAGUAAGAUCAGUAUUUCGAAUUUGCGUGAUCGUUUCGGUACAUUGGUGUGGCAAAUCGAUGAUUUUGAAACGAAAGUGCAAACGAUGCUCACCAAUCCAAUGACAAUGUUCUACAGUCCGGAUUUCUACACCGAUCCAAAUGGUUAUCGAUUUUGUGGCCGCAUCAGCAUUUCUCAAAAAUCAAAAGUAAAAGACACGCUCAGUUUCCAUGUGCACAUGAUGCAAUCGGAGAAUGAUUUUCACUUGUGUUGGCCAUUCCGUGGGUGCAUUCAAAUCUUCAUGAUUCACGAUGACAGCAAACAGACGCAACGCGAUAAAAUCAUGACCAACGAAAAGAGUACCGCGUUUCAGCGGCCCAGCAGCGAGAUCAGUGCACACAGCUUUGGCUUUACCGAGUAUGCCAACAUCAAUAAUAUCAUCAAUGAGGGAUUUUUAAUUGAUGGCAAACUCACCAUUAAACUGCACAUUAGCAUCGUAUGAAAGUAUCCAACAUGUGAACUCUGCUCGAAUUUCGAUUGAAACAAAAAACCAAAAAUAACGUAGAAAAAUGUCUUUUUGUAUAUGCUUUAGUAGUCUCUAGUUGAUAGAAAUGAAAGAAAACCAAAAACAAAAAAAAUACUUUGAGCCAUUAUGCUCGAAAAUUUGUAAGUCAAAUUGAUCGUUUUUUUAACACGUUGAUGGAAUCGACGUUUCUGAUUUUGUUGCAGCGAAAUACCGAAAAACACUCAAUAUUAUAGAUGUUGUUGUUCGGAUUUUCAUAAACUCUACCCGUAGCUAAUAAGUAGACAAAUGUGAGACAUUCUGUUUCCAAAGACCGUCCGAUGUGUGAAAUUAUUUUUUGUUUUGUUCUUUCGUUUAGGCAAAUUAUCCCGAGCACAUGAUAUAUUAUCUAUUUACAUAUAUCAAUUCCCCGUAGAAAAGCUGCCAAAGAACAAUAACGCAGUUGGAUGAACAAUACAAUUUCUAGAAAUUUUACACGACAAAAUAAUGAACAUACAAGCUAUUAUUAAUAUCCUCCCGACGCCAUAUUGUAAAUCUGGGUGAAAUUUAAUUCAACACAAAAUUAGUAGCAGUCUUUUUUUUUAGAACCACACGAACCAAACCAAAUUCCAUUAAUGGAAUACCUUGUUCUUGCUGUGUGUAUCCAUUUGAGACGUGAAUAAAUGUCAUUGACACAGAAUGUUUUUGUCGCGCCACA